AUGUUUGAUUAUAAAUAUAUCUUUAUAAACCAAUGUUCUAAAAAGAUAAAUUCAAGUGAUACAUCAUCAUUAAAUGAAGAAACAUUUGAUAAACAGUCUUCAUUAAUAUCGAAUUACAGUGUUGAGAAAAAAGAAAUUUUACAUAAAAAAAUUCAUUCAUUUAGUCUUCUAUUAGUAAUAUGUUUAUUAAUAACAAAUUGGUUCUGUUUAGGAUUAGUAUAUAUAUUUCCAAAAUUUUAUCCAAAUUUAAUUAUAAAUUCAACGAAUAUUUGUAUUUAUCAAGGUUUUUUUCUACAUGUUUUAACAGUUUUUCAUUUACAUUUAAUAAUAUGUUUAUAUCUUCUUUGGCAUUUUUGUUUUCUACUCGAAAAUUAUUGGCAAACAAUAACAUAUCAACGAAUUUUCUAUUUACUUAUAUUUAUUUUUAUGUGUUUAUGUUUAUUUACAUUACCAAGUAUAAGUAAUGAAUGGGCAUCAAUUAAAUAUGAUAAAACUUUACAAAUUUGCAUUGUAAAUUAUACAUAUAAUUAUUCAUAUACAUUCUUUAUAUUAACAUUUAUUUGUAUUAUACCAUUUAUCAUAUUAAUAAUAUCUCAUCGACAAUACAUGAUAAGUAUUAAAAAUCGAAUAUCGAAAAUAUUUUCAAUUGAUCUAUUAGAAGAAAAAACUCGAUUUCAAUAUUCAUCUUAUAUUAUUCUUAUUUGGUCUUGUUUUAACAUUUUACUUUUAAUAUUAUUACAUAUACCAACUGAAUAUAAACAAAUUCGAAUGAUUGUAUAUUAUACUCAAUUAUUAUCGUAUUUAUUCGAUCCAAUUUUAUAUAUAUUUAUUUUUCGUACACUAUCUAUAAUAAGUUUAUUAAGACCAAUUAAUGAAAUUUAUUUAGUAUAA
Messenger RNA from Adineta steineri, 891 nucleotides. The record is from the annotation of a GenBank genome assembly. NCBI's taxonomy places the organism in Eukaryota, Metazoa, Rotifera, Eurotatoria, Adinetida, Adinetidae.